This is a messenger RNA of Acaromyces ingoldii, 2909 nucleotides long. RefSeq lists its product as hypothetical. Gene Ontology annotation, cellular component: eukaryotic translation initiation factor 3 complex. Gene Ontology annotation, molecular function: RNA binding; translation initiation factor binding; translation initiation factor activity. Gene Ontology annotation, biological process: translational initiation. The record is from RefSeq and is a predicted model, not a curated record. Lineage: Eukaryota; Fungi; Basidiomycota; Exobasidiomycetes; Exobasidiales; Cryptobasidiaceae. The transcript is spliced from 2 exons. Bases 47 to 2725 code for a protein of 892 amino acids.
AAAGGAAGCGAGUCUUUCACCACACCCUCCCCAAUCACCCACCGCCAUGUCGUUCUUCCGCAAAGUGUCCGACUCCGAAGAGUCCGACUCCGAGUCCGAGGAGGAGCUGAUGUCCGACUCGGACGAGGAGCAGCAGACCAAAAAGACCGCAGCUGCGGGCAAGAAAAAGGCAGACGACUCGGAUGCCGACUCUGACGAGGAUUCAGACCAGUCAGACGAUGACUCUGACGACGAUGGCUCUGAUGACGACGAUGAGGGCGCCGGUGCUGGAAAAGAGGCUCCCAAAAAGCAGAGCCGCUUCCUCAGAGGUGCAAGCGACGACAGUGACAGCGAGGAAGAGACCAAAAAGGUCAUCAAGAGCGCCAAGGACAAGAGAGCAGAUGAGAUCGAGGCUGUUGUGAAGAACAUUGAGAACGCCCAGCGGAUCGACGACUGGGUGGCUAUCUCCAAGGAAUUCGACAGCCUGAACCGUCUGGCCGACCGACAGAGGACGAUGCAGGAGGCAAUCCCCACAUCGUACAUCAAGGCCAUCGACAACCUGGAGAAUUUCUUGACGACAUCGGCACAGAAGGAAAAGACCGCGUCGAAGAAGAUGAAGGCGCCCAACGCAAAAGCCAUGAAUGGCAUGAAGCAAAAGCUCAAGAAGGUGUCCAAGGACAACGAAGACGCUCUCGCCCGCUUCCGAGAGAACCCAGAGGCAUUCGAGGCAGCUGCGGCCGCGGCUGCUGCCCCGGCGCCUUCCGCAGCCUCACAGGCAAAGAAGAAGAAGCCGGCCGAGGCGCUUCUCGACGACGAAGAGCCUGGUGAGGGCGACGAUGACUUCCAGACCGUGGGACGAGGUGGCAAGGCAGUUACAUACACGAGCGAGGGACUUUUCAAGAGCCUGGCCAGUGUCAUGGAGGCUCGCGGCCGCAAAGCCACGGACCGCAGCGAGCAGGUUCAGAUCCUCACCAAGCUCCUCGAGGUGGCCGCGUCCACGUACCAGAAGAUUCGCGUCCUCCUCGCCCUCGUUGCGGCCCGCUACGACUACAACCAGUCCGCUGGGCAAUACAUGUCGUCGGACAUGUGGAACUCGGCGCGCAAGGAGCUGGACCAGCUCAUUGACAUUCUCGUUGCCGACCGAACAUAUGUGGUGCGAGAGGAGACGGAGGACUACGACGAUGAAAUCGACCGACUGCCCAACCAGAAUGGAGAGGGCGAUGUCGUUGCCGUCCGCGGAAGCACAAUCAGCUUCAUCGAGCGCCUCGACGACGAGUUCACAAAGAGCUUGCAGAACAUCGACCCGCACGCACCCGAGUACGUCGAGAGACUGAGCGACGAGAAGCUCCUCUACCAGACCAUCAUUCGAGCCCAGGUGUACUACGAGCAGACGAAGCAGACCGACGAGCUGAGCCGGGCGGUCAUGCGCCGCAUCGAGCACGUCUAUGCCAAGCAGGACAACAUCGUCCAGGCCCUCGAGGCCGCCAGUGCCUCGGCCCAAGAAAAGGUCACGUCGACUGUCGCUCCCUCGCCUGCCGAGGUGGCUCAGCCAAAGGGGCCCACCGCGCUCGUGCGCGCCCUCUGUGUCCUGCUCUACAAGACGCCCGGCCUGACGUCUGAGCGGCUUCGUAGCAGGGCCAUGCUCUGCCACAUUUACCACCACGCUCUGCACGUCGACUACUACAUUGCGCGCGACAUGUUCCUCAUGAGUCACCUGCAGGACCUCAUCGCCAUGGCCGACGCGCCCACGCAGAUCCUGUACAACCGCGUUGUGGUCCAGCUGGGCGUGUGCGCCUUCCGACUGGGUCUCAUCAAGGAGGCUCAGGCCGCACUGCAGGACAUCUUUGCCUCGACGCGCGUCAAGGAGCUUCUGGCUCAGGGUGUCCAACGCCAGAACCAGUACAGCAACCUGACGCCGGAGCAGGAGAAGAUGGACCGUCAGCGCCAGCUUCCUUUCCACAUGCACAUCAACCUCGAGCUGCUCGAGUGUGUCUACCUGACCUCGUCGAUGCUCCUCGAGAUCCCCAACAUUGCCUAUGCCGGCAACGACCCCGAGCUGAAGAGGCGAGUCAUCAGCCGAAACUUCCGCAAGAUGCUCGACUUCACCGACCGUCAGGUGUUCUCGGGACCUCCUGAGAGCACGAGGGACCACAUCAUGAUGGCCAGCAAGGCGCUGCAGAACGGCGAUUGGAAGGAGUGCACGAGACUGAUCAACGAGAUCAAGAUCUGGAAGCUCAUGGUCAACAGCGACCAGGUCAAGGAGAUGUUGGCUGUCAAGAUUCAAGAGGAAGGGCUCAAGACCUACCUCUUCUCUUACUCUUGCUACUACCGUAGCGUGUCGAUUGACCACCUGAGCUCGACGUUCGACCUCGAGCCGAGCAAGGUCCGGUCAUUGGUUAGCGCCAUGAUUUGGAACGAGGAGCUCGUCGCGAGCCUGGACCCGAUCGACAACGUCGUGGUCCUCCACCGCGUUGAGCUGAGCAAGGUGCAGCAACUGGCCCAGACGCUGGCAGAGAAGGCCAACAGCAUGCUCGAGCAGAAUGAGCGGGCGCUUGACGCCAAGCUUGGGGAUGCAAAGGUCGGUGGUGCUGGCGGCGCCGGCUCCGGCGAGAGGGGCGAGCGAGGCGAAGGCGGCGGUGGACGGAGAGAAGGCAGGCGAGGCGGCGGCGCCGGCGGGGGACGAGGGCGCGGUCGCGGACGAGGGAGAGCGCAAUUCAAUGCGCUUCCCGGUCAGCAAAAAGUGUAGAGUGUAUCUUAUUGACACUUCCCCUCUCUCUACCAUCUCUCAUUUUCCCACCCUCAAUUCCAUCAUUGUCUUCUUCAACCUCUGUUUUUAGGCAUGCAUAGUGAGGGUGUGUGUUGUGUAUGCGUAUGUGUGUUUGAUAUUGGGUGGAUACGUGACGACACGCGCUCACGCGUUGCUUUUUGAG